Molecule: messenger RNA, 1392 nt
Organism: Trichophyton benhamiae CBS 112371
Lineage: Eukaryota; Fungi; Ascomycota; Eurotiomycetes; Onygenales; Arthrodermataceae
Exons: 1
Coding region: 1-1392 (463 amino acids)
Source: RefSeq, a predicted model, not a curated record
AUGUACCACUAUCCCAGCCCCCCGUCCGGGUGGUCUGCGUACGACGGCUACACCCCCCCGUCGCCUCACUACUCCUCCUACUACGGGCCCCCGCCGCCCUCAGCUUCGGCCUCUGCCUCUGCUCAGGCUGCCCAGGCUGCCGCCGCCGCCGCCGCUGCUGCCUUCGCGACCGGCUCCCCCCAUGCCACCCCCCGGUCGAAGAAACACGCCUACCGGGCCAGCUUCUCAGCCGGAUACAGCCAGCAGACGCCGCAGCAGAACUACCAGUACUCGUGGCAGCCCCCUUACGACCGGCCGGAGUACUUUUCCACUCCUCGCAAACAGCACUCGCAGCCACACCACGAUCAUGUAAGUCCCGAUUAUUAUUACUAUCACAGUCCUCAUGGCUACGGGAAACAGACCCAGCACUCUCCAAACCACCACCAGAGAUCAAAACAUAGACGGAAGAUGUCCGUCCCGGACAACGUGUCCGAUGACGGCUCCAUACCCGGUCUAGAUGAGUACGACGGUUACUACUACCAGCAGCCUCGCAGACGGCCUUCUGCUACCACCUACUACACUCGCAGACGCGCCUCGACUAACCACUACCACUAUCCCCAGACAAGCUCUGCCGCUGCCGCUGCUGCUGCUGCCUACGACGACCCCCUAGACACCCCCAAACGCUCUCGCGCUCGUCGUGCUUCCACCUUCACCCGCCCAACUCACUCUUCUGUCCACGACCCUUACUCCCAGAGCCACAGCGCCUCCAAGCCCAAACCUUCUGCCUACCACUCGGCCUCCCACAGCCAUCACGCCCAGCCUGCCCCGCCAAAGUCGCCCCCGCGGGCCACCGAGGCAGACGCCAUCCACCACAACAUCCCGCCAGGCUACAGCAUCAAGAACUGGAAUCCCAAGGAGGCCCCCAUCCUGCUGCUCGGCUCGGUCUUUGACGCAAACUCCCUGGGCAAAUGGAUCUACGACUGGACUGCCUUCCACCACGGCGCCACCGCCCCCAUGGCCGACGUCGCCGGUGAUCUCUGGCUGCUCCUCAUCAAGCUCGCGGGGAAGGUCAAGCGUGCCGACGAGUGUGCCCCGCUCAUCCGAUCCACCGAGGCCCGCGAGAUGGUCGAAGACUUCCUCGAGUCUGGCGAGCGGCUCUGGGCUCGCUUCAAACGACUGCUCAAGGCCUGCGAGCACUUCAUGUGGAAGGCCGCUAAGCGUGAACACGCCGCUCGUGGAGGCUCUCCUGCCACCAUCACCAUGGGCCGUAAUGCCGGAUGCGAGUUUGUGGAUUCCAUCUUUGGUCGCGACAGAGAGCUCGAGAACACCGAGAAGCUCAUGAACAGCGUCAGACUCUGGAACAUGCGCUUCGACGCCAACUGUGGUGAACUCCUGCGAGAGGUCUCAAAGUAA